AUGCGCGGUGCUGGUCGUCAUGAAGUAGGGGAUGACCUAGACUUUGGCUUUGUGAUUCCCAUCGCCACAGAACCAGAGCCAGAAGAGACAAUCGAGGAAGAGCUCCCAGAUGCUUCACCACUACCGCCACCUCCAAUUACCAGCCGACCAACUCCAAACACAUCCGCCAAGCGAAUACACCUCGACCGCGAUGGCGUUGCUCAAUCCUCCCCGUCUAUGGGCCCCAGCCCCUCUCGCCGAUCUGUAUACAACAUACCCGACGGCACCAGUACCGAAAGAUCAGCCUCACUGCCACCACGUUCCCCAGCGUCUGUUCGAGCUCAGGGCUCUUCUCUUCGCCAUAUGAUCCGCCCCCCAGCUUCGGAUGAAGUUGAAGAGGCUGAAAAUGAGGAGGACCACGAUGUGACUAUGCACGACUCGCAGCCCGAGCCAGAGGCCGUAGAGGAGGAUGUCGACAUGGAAGAUGCCCCUCCAGCACCAUACCCACGAUCCGUUCAAAGAACCGCACAAAAGCAACGAGGUCCGCUCUCCUCUGUCAUUGCGGCGACAAAGCGGAUUACUAUCCACACUUCACCCGAGGAGCCAACGCCAACAGUGGAGGAGGUAGUCAUGGAAAGCCCGGCUGAUGCACCUGGCAGUGGGAAGCGGCAAAGGACUAUCUUGCUCGAUCAGAAUAGCCCAGUCGUGGGGUCGAGUACGUUAUUGCACAAGGUUUUGGAGGAUCUAGAUGAGACUACUCAGCAAAACCCUGGAGGUAUUCCGGCAAGUUCUUCACCAGUAGAAAGGAGGGUCAGAACGAGGAUACGAAAGAGCGCAGAGAUGAGGAAGAUGUCGGAGAGUAUGAGUAUGAGAGGGAGUACAAUGUCCGUGGCGUCUCCUACGUCUUCGAGGGGCAAGAGGAGGGGUCCAAUGUUGAGGUCGAGCAGUGUUGUUGAAGGUGAGGAGAAUGCAGCAGAGGAUGUGGAUGUCCCGGAUGCCGUUGAGGAAGAGGAGCCAGAGGAGGAGGAGGAGGAGGAGGAGGAGGAGGAGGAGGAGGGAGAAAGGGAGCCCGAGGCGGAGGAGUCAGCUGUGCUUGGGGCAGAUAAUGAUGAUGUGGCCGAUGCGCCAGAACCACAGCCGGAACUACCGGAGCCAAAACCAGAGGCCGUAGAGGAACCAGAGGAGAAAGAGGCUGAAGAGAUUGGUGUGCAAGAGGCUACUAAACGAAUAGGGAGGAAGCGGCCUACUCGCCGAACCGCCCCUGCUCCUUCACCAGAGCUAGGCUCAGACCAACCACCAAUGCCGGUGGCAGAAUCACCAGCACUGAGAAAACGGCGAAGGAGGGAGGCGGUGGCCAGUCCAGCACAGCAACAGCAGCCUGUCAAGAAGGUACGGACAGGCAAACAACCACUUAAACCACAGCUUCCACAACACUCAUCGCCAGCACAACCUUCACCAGCGCAGCCCUCACCAACGCAGCCCUCACCAGCGCAACCCUCACCACGACAACCCUCCCCGCGACCACCAACACGCCGAUCACAGUCCAAAGUUCAAGAGAAGUCCAAGCCAAAACCAAAACAACAGGCCAAAAAGCCACCAGCAAAGAGGAAACCAAGAACCAACUCCGACGAUGCGGAGGGAAAAGACUCUGGAGAUAAAGUCUCCGGCUCCGUCCCCAUCACAGUCCAACGGUUCAGCAAGCCCCACAUUGACCCUGAAACCGAAGCUGACAACCUCGACGAUGACGAAAUUCAAUUUUCUCACCGCGGUCCGGGCGUCCAUAUUCUCGACGUGCUGUCCAAACUCUGCGACGAAAUGGCCGAGAAUUACAUGGGGAAACUCCGCGCAGCAGAGGAAGCGGCGGAGGAUGCCGCCACAAGAAGGGAGAAGAAGGUGAUGCUGAGAGCCUUGGAAGCCUUUCAUAGGGAGUUGAUGACCAAGCUUUUGGAUCACACUAUUGCCCUCGAUCAGCUUCAUGGCUUGCGCAAAAGGGUCAAGGCGGCGCAGAAGGAGAAGAUUGCGAUGAGGGAUGAGAUCAUGCGGGUUAGGGCGGAGAGGGAGCAGGUCGCGUUGAGGAUGGAUGCGAUCAGGAUGAAGCAUGAGGUGGAGAGCAGGGAGGCGUUGCGACACAUCUCUCUCUCGUCGGCCAUGCAUGAUAUUGAUCUUGCGGUGGAAAAGGCGCAAGCAGCACCAGAGCUGUCUGCCGCUGAGCAAAAGACGGCUGAUCUCGCCAAUCUUGAACUACUGGUCAGCCGAGUAGCUGAUCAAGCCAGCUCGAAGAGCGAUGGUGGGGGCACGUUGAAGCAAAUCAAAGAGUUCAAUGCCUUUUUAGAAAGAGCGGCUGCGGCGAUGGAGAAAAGGAGGUAG
Messenger RNA from Podospora bellae-mahoneyi, 2346 nucleotides. RefSeq lists its product as uncharacterized. Lineage: Eukaryota; Fungi; Ascomycota; Sordariomycetes; Sordariales; Podosporaceae. The coding region runs from base 1 to 2346 and encodes 781 amino acids. The transcript has 5 exons. The record is from RefSeq and is a predicted model, not a curated record.